This is a messenger RNA of Onychomys torridus (southern grasshopper mouse), 1883 nucleotides long. RefSeq names its product cytosolic iron-sulfur assembly component 1 (gene Ciao1). The transcript has 7 exons. Gene Ontology annotation, cellular component: cytosolic [4Fe-4S] assembly targeting complex. The record is from RefSeq and is a predicted model, not a curated record. Gene Ontology annotation, biological process: iron-sulfur cluster assembly. NCBI's taxonomy places the organism in Eukaryota, Metazoa, Chordata, Mammalia, Rodentia, Cricetidae. Gene Ontology annotation, molecular function: protein binding. The coding region runs from base 173 to 1192 and encodes 339 amino acids.
GGGAGUGACUACAAGUCCCAGAAGGCCGCGCGGCCUCAGCAGCGGGCGCUUCAGUUCCCAGGGCGACCCCUGUGGCAGAAGAGGGGCAUCUGGUGACCGUGGGGUCUUCCCGUGGCCACCGCGUUCUGCACUUUGCUUUCAGCGUCCUCCUUCUCACCCUGAGGCCGCCGCCAUGAAGGACUCACUGGUGCUGCAGAGCCGCGUCCCCGCGCACCCGGACUCCCGCUGCUGGUUCCUGGCCUGGAACCCCACGGGGACUCUGCUGGCCUCGUGCGGGGGCGACCGUAAAAUCCGCAUCUGGGGCACCGAGGGUGACAGCUGGAUUUGCAAGUCUGUCCUUUCUGAAGGCCAUCAGCGCACUGUUCGGAAAGUGGCCUGGUCCCCCUGUGGAAAUUACCUGGCCUCUGCCAGCUUUGAUGCUACCACUUGCAUUUGGAAGAAGAACCAAAAUGACUUUGAGUGUGUGACCACUCUUGAGGGUCAUGAAAAUGAGGUCAAGUCAGUGGCUUGGGCUCCGUCUGGCAACCUCUUGGCUACCUGCAGCAGAGAUAAGAGUGUGUGGGUCUGGGAAGUUGACGAAGAGGAUGAGUAUGAAUGUGUCAGUGUCCUCAACUCUCAUACACAGGACGUUAAGCAUGUGGUUUGGCACCCAAGCCAGGAGCUUUUAGCUUCUGCCAGCUAUGAUGACACAGUGAAGUUGUACCAGGAAGAAGGGGACGACUGGGUCUGCUGUGCCACCCUUGAAGGUCAUGAGUCCACUGUAUGGAGCUUGGCCUUUGACCCUAGUGGCCAGCGUCUGGCAUCUUGCAGUGAUGACCGUACUGUGCGCAUUUGGCGCCAGUAUCUACCAGGCAAUGAACAAGGGGUGGCAUGCAGUGGCUCUGACCCCAGCUGGAAAUGUAUCUGCACUUUGUCAGGCUUCCACACCAGAACCAUUUACGACGUUGCUUGGUGUCAGCUGACAGGGGCCCUGGCUACAGCUUGUGGGGAUGAUGCCAUUCGAGUGUUUGAGGAGGAUCCAGGCUCAGAUCCACAGCAGCCUACCUUCUCUCUGACAGCUCAUCUGCAUCAGGCCCAUUCCCAGGACGUCAACUGUGUGGCCUGGAAUCCCAAGGAGCCAGGACUCCUGGCCUCUUGUAGUGAUGAUGGGGAGGUGGCCUUCUGGGAAUAUCACCAACCUGCAGGCCUCUGAGCUAUAGCUUGACUUGGCCAAGACUUUCCUAGUCAUCAAGAGGACCUGAAGGAUCCUUGAUCUUCAUAUAGCUUUAUGCCUUCUGUUUGGAUGUGUAGACGCCACAGGACCAUUCACUGUUUCCCUUCCUUGAUGUGAGAGAGCCAUGGGACAGAGCCAUGGAACAGAAGUAUGUUGUGUUAGAAAUUUUUGCUUUAUUUAGGGCAUGUUGUUACAUUUUGGGGGUAAAUAGAGUAUAAUCAUUAUGUAUGUAUAUAGAAUGUGUUUGAAAGCUUUUUGAAAUUAUGAGCUUUAUAGAAAUAAUCCAUCUGUGCCCCACUUCCUAUUUCAUAAAUCAGGUCACUUAUCAUUUAUAGUUCCACUGUUUAAAUGGGUCCCUUCUUCCCAGUUGCUAAGAGAAGUCACUGCAUUUAAAACAUGCAAGCCAGUUAUGGUGUCUUCCUAGCACUCAAGCAAAGACAGGAUGAUCAGAAGCUCAAGGUUAUCCUUGGCUACAUAGCAAGUUUCAAACUAGCCUGGGCUACACAAGACCCUUUCUCAAAAAAGUGACGUUCAAAGUUUGUUCAGAGUAAAAGAACACCUCUGCUCUUCCUUAGAAACCCUCACAUGCCUCUUGAGACAUUAUGCUGUGGUGGCAACUGAACUCCCCUAAAGAGAGAAUUGGUUUUCAGUAAAGGGCAGAAAACAUUAA